UGACCCGAAGUGGGAUGUGUUGCUCGAGGUUUAUGUUGAAACAUGAUUUUCCAAGUUGUUGAAUACUUUAAAAGAGACAACAUGGUAUAAGUAUCAAGUACUUUUUUGUUUUAGCAUAGAUCCGAGAUGACAGUCAUGUUAGGUCGGUCAGGACUACAGAAUUUAACCCUCCAGAGCAGCCGACAGGGAUUAAUAGGCUAUUUCAGUGAACUGUUAAAUAACGGGAACUGUGUCAGAGGCUCUGUUCGGGUUGACCAGGUUAUCCGACCACAUAGCUCCUCGAAUAGUCCCAAUACCAGGACAGAGUCUGAUGAGAAUGUUAAUGAUUAUGAUGGACCGUUUAGAAGCAAGAAACUUGCAGAACAAACAAUUAGACCAUUUUCUGAGUUUUUAACAGAUACCUUUCAAAGACAACAUACAUAUUUACGCAUUUCAUUAACAGAGAGGUGUAAUCUUAGAUGUCAGUAUUGUAUGCCAGAAAAUGGAGUGGAUUUGACGCCCAAAGAUGAGCUAUUAUCAACCAAUGAAAUACUCAAUUUAUCUAAAUUAUUUGUUAAAGAAGGAGUACAGAAAAUACGAUUAACAGGGGGUGAACCUCUAGUUAGAAAAGAUCUUAUACAAAUUAUAGAAGGCCUUAAUUCUUUCCGACCAUUAGGUUUAGAAGCUAUUGGUAUUACUACUAACGCAGUAACAUUGUCCCGUAAACUACCUCAAUUAAAACAAGCUGGUUUAGAUCAGAUUAAUAUAAGUCUGGACAGUUUAAUUCCCGCAAAGUUUGAAUUUAUCACCAGACGUAAAGGAUAUGAUAAGGUUUUAAAAGGAAUAGAAACGGCUGUAGACCUUGGAUUUCAUCCUGUUAAGGUAAACUGUGUUGUAAUGAGAGGUUUAAAUGAUGAUGAAAUUUGUGAUUUUGUAGCAUUUACAGAAAACAGAAAUGUUGAUAUACGUUUUAUAGAAUAUAUGCCAUUUGGUGGUAACAAAUGGAACUUUCAGAAGAUGGUGUCCUACCAACAAAUGUUAGAUACCAUUAAAUCCCAGUUCCCUGAUUUAACUAAAAUAGGGGAUAAAGAAAACGAUACAUCAAAGGCAUAUAAAGUACCAGGUUUUAAAGGUCAAAUAGGAUUUAUAACGUCUAUGAGUGAACAUUUCUGUGGAACUUGUAACAGACUAAGAUUAACAGCAGACGGGAAUCUAAAGGUCUGUCUUCAUGGUAAUGCUGAAGUGUCUUUACGAGAUGCUUUGAGAAAUGAAAGUUCAGAAGAAAAAAUGUUAGAAAUAAUCGGUGCUGCUGUUAAACGUAAAAAGAAACAACAUGCAGGAAUGAUAAACUUAUCUAAGAUGACAAACAGACCAAUGAUAUUAAUCGAUGAAUCAAAUAGAAUUUACAAGAAUCAGAAUGAUGAAUCAACAUUCUCAGAUGAUAUACCAGUGAAUAUUGUGAUAAUGACUGUUAAUAAUUAUUAUGAUUGUGAUAAAUAUUUUAAUACUUGUUUUAAUUGUGAAAAUAAAUCAUAUAUGGGUGCGCACAAUGUGAAGGCUUCAUUGAAUCAUAAUAUUAUUGAAGAAAAUUGUAAUUUAAGUAAUUUGUUUAAUGGACAUAAUCAACUUGAAAAUAUUCGUCAAGCUGUUUUUGUAAAUACUGUUAACAAUAGUGACAAGACUAUGACUAAUAACCAUAUCGAAAGGCAACCAGGAAAAUAUUUUGAAUUUGAUGGAGAGAUUCAACCUAAAAACAAAGUUGAUUUUAUGAAAAAAAGUGGAUGGAACUUUUCUUUAGCAGAAAUCUUUCAAAAACACCAAAAAUCAUAUACAGGGUAUUCAUCAUAUAGGUUAUUCUCAUCUGAUUCUUCAAAUAAUGGAAGUUCUGAACAGAGUGAUCUCCCUUACUGGGAACAGGACAGACGUCAGAGAUUCAGUCAAUCUAAAGAUCAGUCAAAUAGUGCAGAUGACAUAGUUUCUCAAAAGCAAGAGGAUUCUUUAACUCACACAGAUAUGGAAGGGGAAGCCAAUAUGGUGGAUGUUGGAUGGAAAUCUAAUUCUAACAGGACAGCAGAAGCUGUCGCAACUAUUCACCUCGGUGAUGUGGCAUUCAAUUUAUUGAAACAAAACAAAAUGAAGAAGGGCGAUGUGUUAACUGUUGCUCAAAUUGCUGGGGUAAUGGCCGCUAAAAAAACAUCCGAUUUAAUACCACUAUGUCAUAAUAUUAACUUGUCUAAAAUAGAUGUUAAGUUUGUGUUAAAUGAUGAAAAAAAAAGUGUCUCGAUCCAUUCUUUGGCUAAGACUUCUGGGAAAACAGGAGUCGAAAUGGAGGCGCUGACUGCGGUCUCUUUAGCUGCAUUAACAAUCUAUGACAUGUGUAAAGCAGUAACCAAGGAUAUGGUAAUCAGUGAUGUUAAACUUUUAUCUAAAACUGGUGGAAAAAGCAAAGAUUUUUAUAGAUAUUAAUGUUUAUUAAAGAAUGUAUUUUGAAACAUUUGGAAUAUAAACAGAAAACAAGUAUGUGCAUCCUAUAUUUACCAGGAACCGAGCAUGGCGUCAUCACUGACAUCUUGGAAUUGUGACAACCAUCGAUCAAUGCCUGAUUGUCCGAAGAACAAGUUUCAUGAUGAUCAUACUGUAAUUGGUGGAGCCUUAGGCUUCUUUUGAAGAGCGUUGACCUUCAACCCCCAAGAAGAAAAGCAACAACACAAUGUGCAGUGCUUUGGGGACCAGUUCCUGAUCUAUGAAUAGUUCCACUAUAAAACAGUGUGCAUUAAGAAUUGAAUAAAAAGUGCUAGAAAAACAUUUAGUUUCACCAAAAUAUCUUUUAGAAUUACCAAAGCUUAUUUUAUUUCUGUUUUUUCCAAACACAAGUUUCUAAUAUUAAUAAUAAUAGUGAAUUUGUAUAUUGCCUCUUAUCUAAAACUGUUGUACUCAAUAGUGCUGAGCUGCACUGUCAGGUUUGGUAUUCACAAUUAAAUAAGCUAGUCUUCAAGCAUGAUUUAAAGGACUUGGAUUUUCUGGCUUCUUUUAUAGUUUCUGGGAGUUUGAUCCAUAAUCAAGUGCCAAUUUUACUAUCAUUUAUUUCUAAGUUUCUUUAAUUUUUGUUACUUUAAAAUAAACCUGUUUUGUGGCAUAUAUUACUCUUUUUGAAAUAUCAUAAAAAAAAGUGGUAAAAUGCUGUUGUUGUUUUUUUCAUUUUUUAAAUACUCCUCCCUAAAUCAUGAAGUACUCUGCCUCCUUGUCUGUCAAAGGUCCCAAGGGUUGUGAUGAAGUCUACUUUGAAUUUACAGGGUUAAUUGUUAAAUUAAUAAUCAUAAAGUUGUUUUAGUUUUAGUGAUGAAAUAGGCCCUGAAAUAUUAUUUUGAAGCAUUUAUUGUUAAAUAAUUCUGUUUCGAUUUUUUUGAAAAAUUUAUAAACAUGGUCUUUAUUUAUGAUGUUAUAAAAUAUUGUUAAUGGAAUCAUAUAUUAUAUAUCAAGCUGAAUUUGAUUAAUAAAUACAGUAUUUUAUAUCUUU
Patella vulgata (common limpet) is the source of this 3496-nucleotide messenger RNA. RefSeq names its product molybdenum cofactor biosynthesis protein 1. Gene Ontology annotation, molecular function: 4 iron, 4 sulfur cluster binding; GTP 3',8'-cyclase activity; metal ion binding. The record is from RefSeq and is a predicted model, not a curated record. Gene Ontology annotation, biological process: Mo-molybdopterin cofactor biosynthetic process. The coding region runs from base 127 to 2445 and encodes 772 amino acids. Lineage: Eukaryota; Metazoa; Mollusca; Gastropoda; Patellidae. The transcript has 10 exons.